This is a messenger RNA of Colletotrichum orchidophilum, 624 nucleotides long. RefSeq lists its product as uncharacterized. The transcript is spliced from 3 exons. The record is from RefSeq and is a predicted model, not a curated record. The coding region runs from base 1 to 624 and encodes 207 amino acids. NCBI's taxonomy places the organism in Eukaryota, Fungi, Ascomycota, Sordariomycetes, Glomerellales, Glomerellaceae.
AUGCUUUCAAGUUAUUGUCAUGCCAUUUUCUUGGCCCUUAGCGCCAUUAUAACUGUCAUCUCCGGCCAACCUUUCCGACCAUUCGCCGGUCAUGGAGCAUACUCUGUCGAUGCGGAAUCAGACGAGGCCGGCAACAGAUGGGCCUUCUCCGUCUAUUCAGACGGCUACACUGCACUGGACGAAGAGGGCAACACGUCGCCUGUCGACACUUUGCUGAUCAGCAAGGCCUCAAAGCGUCUGACCGUCAUCAAGGCCAUGAACGGACACGACACCACCACACCCCGCCUCAAGAUGCGCCAGGUCCUCAAAGAAUGCUGGAAGAUGACUGGCCUUAAACCAUCUGAGCUGAAGGAAGUCCUGGCCUACCAAAUCGAGAACGAAAAUAUGAAAGCAGCCAUCGCGAAGUGCCGAACCAGCAUCCGCCUUCCACCUUCUGCCUCAUUUCAGGUUUCCAGCACGGAGACAGACGCAAAACGCCAGGCGUGCUGGGAUAGGCUCGGUACAACAAUCUUCUCAGCCUCUAUCCAAGGCUCGAUCGCGGACUUCGGGAUCAACAAGAAUCUCGUUCAAAUUAAGGUGGACAAUGGCGGAAAAUGGGAUCACGUCUACUAUGAGUUUGCUUAA